AUGAGCACUGCUGCCAAUAACCACUGUCUGACAAGGACUGGAUCACAAUGGAAUCUACGUUGCGAUCUCUCGCCUGCCCUGCGUAUUUCAUCGAUACCGGAAGCAUCCAAGUUAGAAGUCCUUCAAGCUCAAGGAUGGGCUUUUGCUCGAGAUCACUACUGGGUCAAGAAUUCAAUCCAGCACCGGCAUUAG
Messenger RNA from Aureobasidium melanogenum CBS 110374, 192 nucleotides. RefSeq lists its product as uncharacterized. The transcript is spliced from 2 exons. Lineage: Eukaryota; Fungi; Ascomycota; Dothideomycetes; Dothideales; Saccotheciaceae. The coding region runs from base 1 to 192 and encodes 63 amino acids. The record is from RefSeq and is a predicted model, not a curated record.